AUGUCCAGGUGUUCAUGUCACUUGUGGAAGCUUUUGCCACUCACUCGGCACGUUCUUUUCCAAGGUGCUGACCCUGACGACAGCAUCAACUUGACUUUCUCGGAGGGUGUAGAAGCGUCCCCCGAUGCGGCAAAGGUGGUCACUAUCCAAAACCUGUAUACUGGUGCCAGCACCAGUCUGCCAUGCAAGUCGAACUCAGUUGUUCUUGAGUACGACAGUGCCAUCGUGGACCCAGGAGCUUUCAGCGAUCACUGCCAACGGUAUGAAGUUACAUACAGCUCCGGCUGUUUCCGCGACCUGUCAGCCUCCCAAAACGAAGUGGCAGCGCUGUCAGGAGGUGCAUACGUCUUCGAAACAUCGUGCAUCACGGGGUUCAGUCCUGCCAACAACGCUGACGACUUCGCUUUGGAUGGUCGCAUUGUGAUCAACUUCAGCGAGGCCAUUGAGCCUGGUUCAGGGAACCUGGUGCUGACUCCAGUGGGCCGCACCUCGCAGUACCGAUCCAUCCCCGUUCAAGAUGAACUACAGGUGUCCUUUGAUAUGCUGAAUACGUCAAUCACGAUUUCUCCGAAUGACCCACUAUUGGCGUCCGAAGUUGCACGCUCCAAUCUGUGUCCCAUCAAUGCCGCGACAUUGGACGAUUGCAAGGGCCAGAUCUGGGACAUCACCAUGGCUUCCGGGGUCCUGCGUCGUGCCACGCCAACAACGCUGUUGGCACAGCGAGAUCUGUUGGAGCCUCUCCAGCCCGCUGGCUCGAACGGCGAAACAUACCGUGUUCGCACACGAGCAGCGGACGUCACGCCACCAGUCAUGACGGUGGUAUCAGCCGAUGGCAUUUCGGAGAACAUCAUUCGCGUCACGAUCCGUCUUGAUGAAAGUGGCACAUCCUUUUGCCAGGCCUUUCCAGAUGGACCCAGUGGGCAAAAGCUGGCAGUGACACUCUCGGAGAUUGGGUCAACGUUCUCUGCCUCUGCUGACUUUAGCUCAAUCUUUGGCUAUGCUGAAAUGGAAGUCGAUGUUGCUGACCUGGCAACAAAGACCUUCUACAACGUGUAUUGCUACGCGCAGGACACGGAGCAGCCUAUCGUUAACGUGGUAACCAUGGGUGCUGCAGUGGCAACCCGACAGCGGGUCCGCACGCUUGACACGACAGCGCCGCUCUCCUUCAAUUGCACUGCCCAGGCUGGUGCUGUUAUCUUCUCUUGUGUUGCCGGCUCCAACUGCACUGCGCAGGCAGCUUCAGGACGAGAAGAUGCCAUCGAUGUGAGCCUAACGCUGGACGAGCUUGGCACGGCCUUCUGUGUCGCUGUCCGCGCGGGUCUUCCACGACCCAGCCGUUUCAUGGUGGCGGCAGGAUUCAGCUCAAUCACGUUUGCGUACGAGCUCCGAUCUGAGCAGCCUUUUGUGGCGAGUAUGCUGGUUGACAUGGUGUCUGCGGACUAUGGGCCAAGCGGCUGGGCACAAGACGACGAAGGACCAGUGAGAGAGCUGGGGCACGUGAUCCUUCAAGUGUUGGUUUCCAGGCUGGACACCACGCCUCCCCAGAUGAGCAUCGUUGACGCUGAGGCUGUUGCCAAAGAUACGCUCCACCUCAUCGUGCGCCUGGACGAAGGAGGAAUUCGCCGAGUACAUGCGACUGGCCAGUUAGCCUGCCAGGGUGCGCCAGACGUGCAGCCUCUGAACAUGUCCCUUGAUUUCGAGAACUUGAUCAAGGCUGAGUCGGCCAACUGCACGGCCGGGCUCUCAGCUCGAGCUGCGAGAGACACUUUGGGAAACGAGUGUGGUACUUUCUGGGUUUAUGACCUGGACGACAUCGAGGAUUCUUCAGCAGACGGGGUCUCCACUCCAGCGGAUUUUGAUGCCAGCCCAUGGACAUACCAGCAAGAUGUGUCGAUACUGCUCUUGAACCUGGAGGAAGCCACUCGGUACGACUACAUCUACUGUUAUGCGGAGGACGAUGAAGAUGAUGGUACAGGCUCCGCAGCGAACAAGAUGGUCUUCAAUACAGGUGUUCAGGCAAGUCAGGUGGAGUUCAUCCGAAAUCAGCUCGGAAGCAUUGUUACACUGGAUGAAACACCGCCGACGUUCACUGCACUCGAGAUCCAGGAUCCUACCUCCUCCAACGAUCGAAUCUCUAUAUCUUUCGAGUUGAACGAGCCUGGAACUGCAUACUGCCGCGCGACGCGUUCAGACUCUGGUGAGACAGCCGCCGACAUGCACCUGAACCGAAUUCUGUCUGCUAGCUGGUCUUCUGCAUAUGAUGGAAAUGGUACACGGACAAUUACAAUGACAAAGCUAGAGAACGUGGAUCCCCUGCUUACCAGCCGUGACGAUGAAGAUGUGUUCUUCUUGGAGGCCACCCUUUACGAUGUGUACUGCUGGGCGCGGGAUGCAGCCGUGGACACAAAAGGAUUCCCAAGAGCGAAUUACAUGACGCAGGAAUAUGUGAGUGCAGAUGCUGUCAGUGCCGGUGAGAGCUCUCCCGCUGGUGGUCGCGUCGCAAAUAUCUGGGUGAAAGACUCUACGCCACCGACCAUCACUCUGAUUGAUUCGGAGAGCCUGGACUCGAACACCAUCCAGGUAACACUCCAGUUGGACGAGCCUGGCACGAUCUGGUGUCAGGCCAUGAGCUUGCAGGGCCCCGAUGCAUCGAUCUGCGAUAACAGCAGUCUGCAGGACGUCAACGACACCGAGCCCUGCUACUAUGAAAGCUACAUCAAGGGUUCCGGACAGUCCGUUUUCAGCAUCACAGCGCCGACGCCGCACCGCAACGUCCACAUCGUCAUGAACCGAUUGCUGAACAGCAAUCAGGUUUCCACCGCCUUGGUCUCCCAGACGGAUUACCAGGUGCUCUGCUUCGCGGAGGAUGAUUGGCCCAUAGAGGCAAGCAGCCUGCAGCUCUCAAGCCGUUCGCCCAGCUUCUUGGCACCAACCCUUCCGAACAAGGUAUCGCUGACAGCUGUUCAUUCCCUGCGAGAGCUCAUCGGAACGAAAAGAACUUUGGAUGAGACUCCUCCAAACUUCACCCAGCUGGUAUUGGAUGACCCCACCACCUACAACGACCGCAUCAUCGUGGCCUUUGCCCUGAAUGAGCCGGGAACCGCUUACUGCCGUGCAACACGGUCUGACUCCGGGGAGACGUCUGCUGACAUGCCUGUCGUGCGAAUCCUGGGUGCCGGCUGGUCCGCUGCGCAUAAUGGCAGCACGGUGCCGUCGAUCAUCACAAUGACGAAGCUGGAAAAUAUCGAUCCCGCCCUGACAAACCGCGAAGACCACAACAUCUUCAUUGAUGAGGCAUCUCAGUACGAUGUCUACUGCCUGGCCAAGGAUGACGCCACCGAUGAUCGGGGGCUUGCUCGUCCCAACAUCAUGACCGCCGGCUACAUAAGUGCCGAUGUUGGCGUUUCGGAGUUGCUGGCACUUGUAGCUGCCAGCAUGCUAAUGGGUCACCAGGACGGGCAGUCCCUUCAUGUCAUGUCAUUUGCAAUCCUUGUCGUGCUUGACCUUCCUACCACCAAGACACAGCGCACGCACCCUGCCGCGAAUGUAGAGGAGUCUGGGUUGCAGAUACUACGCCGCCUGGGAUGCGUCUUUGAAAGCACUGGAUAUUGGUUCGUGCUGCAGCUGUUGGGCAGGUGUCAGGCGGCAGAGGUGGUGGCGGCCAACUCCACCAAUUUCCUGAGUUGCAGAGAGGACGAAGUGCAGGCCACGAAUUCGAGUGAAGACUGUUUUUAUGAGGACUUUGUCAAGGGCCUGGAGAACGAAACCGUCUUUAGCGCAGAGGCUUCGCAGAAGCACAUGUUUUGGGGCGUUCGCGGGGAAGUGUCCGAACCGUAUCGCGAUGUAAUGAUCGAAGUCACACGGAUCUGGCGAAAAGAUCAGUCCUCCAUUCCUUUGAUGCACGAGCACCUCUACUCUGUCUUCUGUUUCGCCGAAGAUGAUUGGCCGGCCCAGGUGUCGUCGGUUGUUUCGGUGAACUUCGGCUCGCCCACCGCGACGAACAAAGUCGACCUGUCGCAGGGCUUGGCCUUGAGAGAUGCGAUUGGGCCCCUGGCAACCUUAGACGAGGCUGCUCCAACUUUCACGUUCUUGGAAAUCGAGGAUCCAAGUGCCGGAAACGAUCGAAUCGUGGUUACUUUCGCAUUGAACGAGCCGGGAACUGCGUACUGCCGACCCACACGCUCAGACUCGGGUGAAACAUGGUUGGACAUGCACAUCAACCGCAUCGUCAGUGCUGCCUGGUCUUCGCCGUUCUCAUCAGGUGUUGCUGCCAUCGAGAUGACCAGCAUCUCCAACCGAAGUCUGGAUCGACUGGACAAUGCAGCUUUGGACGAGGCAGUGCGCUACGACGUGUACUGUUGGGCAGAAGACGAUGCCUUGGAUGGUUGGGGCAUGCCACGCCCAAACCUCAUGAGCCAGGAGUAUGCCGGGACGGCAGUCAACAAUGCCGUGAGCUUAGCCUCCAGCCCGGCCGGCGGUUUCACUGCUGGCGUCUGGGUUCGAGACUCCACGCCGCCCAAGAUGAUCUUCGUGCGGUCGGAGGCCGUCGCGCGGUCGACGCCGACGCUGCAGGUGACCCUCCAGCUGUCAGAACCUGGCACUGUCUGGUGCCCGUACCUCAGCGAGACCAUGGGUGAGCAGGCGCUUCUUUGGCUUUCCGCUUUUCAGGAAGUUCUGGUCGCAGCCAUCUGCCUGAACAGGCUGAACUUGGCUUACCAAGGCUAUUUCGUGUCCUUCAUUAAGGGCAACACGACCUCCAGCUUCGAAGUUGCCGUCGACAGCGCCUACCGAAAUGUGGAGGUCGAGGUCAACGUCCUGCAGCUGAGAGCCGGCGGGACCCGGGCGCUUCAGCCGCAAAGGCCUUACAAUGUCUUCUGCUUUGCAGAAGAUGAUUGGGUGCUCCAGGCAGACGCCGCAGCAAACUCCAUCAGUUACGUCUCGCCCAGCUCUCCUUUGCAAGUGUCGCUCAACGACAGCGUUGCCUUGAAAGACGAGAUUGGGCCACUUGUCACCCUGGACGAAAGCCCACCGUCGUUCACCAAGCUGCUUAUUCCAGAUCCCACCGCAUACAACGAUCGGAUUAUCGUUGUCUUGUCUCUGAACGAGCCAGGCACCGCAUACUGCCGUGCAACUCGAUCGGACUCAGGAGAGACAGCAGUCGACAUGUCCGUCAAUCGUGUGAUCGCAGCGGGUUGGUCGGCAGUUUUUGCAAGUGCUGACGUCUCCAUAGAAAUGACAAAGCUGGAGAAUGUCGAUCCCGCUUUGACGGCCAGAGAUGAUGUGGAUGUGUUUUUCGAAGAACAGACACAGUAUGACGUGUACUGCUGGGCACAGGACAGCGCGGUGAACAGCCAAGGGGUCCCGCGCCCCAACUACAUGUCACAUGCCUACAUGGCGACAGAGGCGAAUUCUAGCUCAAGUCCGGCUGGUGGUCUGACACAACAUGUUUGGGUCACGGAUUCGACUCCUCCUACCAUGAUCUUCGUUCGGGCAGAUGCCUUGGCAAGUGCCACUUUGCAGGUGACGUUGCAGCUGGAC
Messenger RNA from Symbiodinium necroappetens, 5538 nucleotides. Lineage: Eukaryota; Dinophyceae; Suessiales; Symbiodiniaceae. The record is from the annotation of a GenBank genome assembly.